Messenger RNA from Penicillium cataractarum, 222 nucleotides. RefSeq names its product MFS transporter SP family general alpha glucoside:H+ symporter. The coding region runs from base 1 to 222 and encodes 73 amino acids. The record is from RefSeq and is a predicted model, not a curated record. The transcript is spliced from 2 exons. Lineage: Eukaryota; Fungi; Ascomycota; Eurotiomycetes; Eurotiales; Aspergillaceae.
AUGUCCAAAGCUCAAGCCAUGGGUGGGAGCCCAUCCGAGUCGACGCGUGAUGCUCAUGACUCCCAAAACCUCCCACUUAGAGACGUCGUCAAGUUGUACAAGAAAGCUAUACUCUGGUCCUUGGCGAUAUCUUUGUCGACCAUUAUGGAGGGGUACGAUGUCGUCCUUCUGGGAAGCUUCUUCGGGCUCACCCCCUUUUAUCGAGAGGUAUGGAGCAGUUGA